Messenger RNA from Fusarium venenatum, 2031 nucleotides. RefSeq lists its product as uncharacterized. The record is from RefSeq and is a predicted model, not a curated record. NCBI's taxonomy places the organism in Eukaryota, Fungi, Ascomycota, Sordariomycetes, Hypocreales, Nectriaceae.
AUGGCCACAUCAUCGUCUAAUCUUGCUUCUUCUAAUCCUCCCCCCUUUACCAACACACGUCCAUCUCACCCUAUCAGUGAUAGCUCAGGAAGUCGCGGGCGAAUCAUCUUUCUACCACGACGGCAUGUACGCGUACGCCAUCGAACAUCCACAAGUCAACGCCACGGCCGACAGCGAUUUUCUUUCCCAGUUCAUAUCACAUCGUAUUCAAGCUCGUCUGAUGGAUCACCCGAGAACGCCAUUGAGCCACCUGGAGCCACUGAGAGAAAUUCAACAGGCGAUCCAGUGACCGACAACCAAGUUCGGUUGGGUAAAGAUACGCAGUCUAGACCUGGAAUAUUUUCCAGUCCUGGCCAUACCUCGGAGGUUAGUCCGAUGAUCACGAAGAACAGACACAAGCCUGUUAGUUCGCUGCACAUGUCUGAGACGGAUGUUUUAACACCCCCAAGAAGAGUCUCGUCCUCAUCCUUCAGAGGCCAUCCUAAAACGACAGAGACGCAUAGAUAUGUGACACCAUCGCGAGUCCCUGACGCAGAUGUCGUUGCGGGUACUUCCACAACAAAAAACGACCCCAGCCUGGACAAUGAACUUGUGGAAGCUAUUUCGAGAAAUAUCGCACAACAACUACACUUGCUAACGAUCAAGGAUGAAUCCUCACGGGCAAAGCACAACCAGAAGGAAGCGGCACCACCAAUAUCAGAUAGCCUUGAAAAUGAGUCAAGGACUACAAGUCAAAGAGAAGCACUCGAUCAUUUCACCCAAGAGCUUCAGCAGUACGCUGAGCAGUCAGGCGCCAAAGGAAAGCUGCCAGUCUUAACCCCAACACCGCCUAGGUCUGGUGCAAGUCUCCGGACGAUAGCUGCACUUCUCCCCUUCCGUUCCGAAUUCAAGGCUGCUGGGCUAGCUAUUACUUCAAAAGAUCAAUCAAACCAGCAAUUCUACCCUGGUUUUCUUAAGUAUCGAACUACGACAACCCCGGACUUAAAAUUACUCUCCAAGCAACCGCAUCUUGGCCAAGUGGAUAGUGCCAUCCGAUGUCCAAGCUCGAGUACAGAGAUUCCUUUUCCCGCUGCUGAGGACAUGGACGAAUGGCGAUAUGCAUUGGUCGAUAAUGACGAGCGCUCACGAAAGAGAACUACAGCUGCAGACCAAGCACCUAGGACUCACUGCAAUUCAUGCCAGUCUGGGAAUUUGUGCCAUUGUAGUGGCAUGUCGAAAAGAUCAACUGCUCCGCAUGGCGCUGGUCCAUCCUUGAAUAAUCGUCGAUCUCGUGUAGAAAGCGGCACUCGUACACACGUAUCAGGUUUAACAAAAGUCAGCCAGGGCCAGAGCCCAGGCACCAGAUCAGUCAGACCGUCAAAAAGCCUUAACCAGCCCGUUUUAGCACACAACAUUCUGGGACGCUCCCAUAGCCUGAGCGCCGACAUAGUUGUCCCUCAACGUGUACAGUCGGCCAACCGAUACGAAAAGCCUUUACCAGAGCCACCUCACCCUGGAUCGACAACAAGCUCCAUGGGAGAAGAUUGCAGGCUGUCUACUGAGGCUGAUACCUUGCCAUUCACGCCAGAGAAGGCUUCCCGCGACAAAGGCAAGGGAAACACGCCACAAGAUAAAGAGGACAAUCAUUACGGUUCUUCGAUUUCACCUAAUCACGUCACCGUUUGUUCAAGGGGGUUUUCCGGACACAAGAUCGGCCGGCCGAACGUCCCAAAAAGAAUGUCAUCGAUUCGAAGCCUUCAAACGAAAACUCGAGAAUAUGACCAAGGAGAAAUCCUAGACCGAGAUGUACUAAGAGGGUUACAUAUCGCAGCUUCAGCAGCUUGCAAUGAGCAAAUCGAUGCCUUCAUACGCGAGAAGACUGGUCUGCACAUCCGGCGGUUCUUAUCUGACCUCAUGCCACUUGAGAAUCUGGGCAAUAAUCCGGCUCGAGAUGUAAAAGAGAGAAGAGCCAAAAGAAGGAAAGCAGAAAUUAGAGAGGUGAAGCGGCGAGUAAGGAGGUCUCGACAGGCACGAGGACCAGCCAUGCUCUGA